AUGAACGCUCGCAGCUUUGAAGGCGAGAAGAGUCUGGAGGAGCAAGACAUCUUCGUAUCUCUAACAUACGAUCUUCUUGAUGCCACAGCACAGAUGGCAAGAGUCAAGAGCCCGAAGGCUGGAGCUGUAGUGCUGUUUGCAGGCUGUACACGUGACUCCUUCAACUCCAAGACCGUCACUCAUCUUUCGUAUUCCACUUACGCACCGCUGGCUCUCAAGUCACUGCUCAGUAUAUGUAAACACAUCAAGCAAGCUCACAACCUGGUCAGCAUUGCUGUAACACAUCGUCUAGGCCGCGUCGACAUCGGCGAAGAAAGCAUCCUCAUAGCAGUCUCCGCACCACAUCGCAAAGCUGGGUGGCAAGCUGGCGAGGAAUGCCUGGACAUGGUCAAAUCCAAAGUCGAGAUCUGGAAAGAAGAAUGGUUUGAGGACGGGGGAGUGUGGAGGAGCAAUCGCGAUGGUGCUGUGGGGGUUCCGGUGAGAAACGCUGGCGAGGCUGGAGAGAUCUCAACGACGAACUGA
This is a messenger RNA of Fulvia fulva, 522 nucleotides long. RefSeq names its product Molybdopterin synthase catalytic subunit. Gene Ontology annotation, molecular function: molybdopterin synthase activity. Gene Ontology annotation, biological process: Mo-molybdopterin cofactor biosynthetic process. The record is from RefSeq and is a predicted model, not a curated record. Bases 1 to 522 code for a protein of 173 amino acids. Gene Ontology annotation, cellular component: cytosol. The transcript is spliced from 3 exons. Lineage: Eukaryota; Fungi; Ascomycota; Dothideomycetes; Mycosphaerellales; Mycosphaerellaceae.